Sabethes cyaneus is the source of this 4473-nucleotide messenger RNA. RefSeq lists its product as uncharacterized. The transcript has 16 exons. Lineage: Eukaryota; Metazoa; Arthropoda; Insecta; Diptera; Culicidae. The coding region runs from base 1 to 4473 and encodes 1490 amino acids. Gene Ontology annotation, cellular component: plasma membrane. Gene Ontology annotation, molecular function: protein binding. The record is from RefSeq and is a predicted model, not a curated record.
AUGGCAAAAGUGGGCACCCGAACGGAAUUUGUUUCGCCGAGCAAAGGUUAUCGACCGGAAGAAAACAAUACUUGGCUUUCAGGAAAAUCGUCACGAUUCAUUAAGCAGAAGCGGAUUACAAUAGACCGUUCGUUCGGUUCAAGACGCUCACGGCCUGGCGGCGGCGGCGGCGGCGAUAACGAUGCCGCCUUUGGCCCGGAAAUUGCAAGUUCUUUCGCGGAGCGCAAACGACCGCAGCGGAUAACAGCACGUGCUUCCGAGCGAAAAAAGGCGCCACCGAUCGCAACAAAUGUUGAUUCACCCUCCCGUCAGUCAGUCCCAUCGGAACCAUCGGCAUCAACCGAAACAGUUGCGUCAGCCGAUCCAUCCGGUCUCGACGGUCUGCUAUUGGCAGCAUCGAGCCCUCCCGCUGCCAUCACGCAUCACAGUAUUUACAGCGGCAGGACCACAGUGACAUUUCGGAAGCGCUCUCGGCGAAUGAGCAGUUUCCAUCGACAUCGUCAUAAAAAGCAAACGCCCACCACUAUCACCAGAGCACCAGAGUGUCGUCCCCUCGUCACCGUGGAUCCCAUCGAAAAUACCGGAGGCAGUGACAUAAACGCAAACACAAUGCACAAAGGUAGUACCAGCACGGAAAGUGUACCAGCUCACUUCCGAUGUUCCUUCUCCUACACCUCUGAAAGCCAACAAAACCUGAAAAAUGACGAAGGUGGUAGUAAUAGCGAUAGUAGUAGCAGUAGUAACCAACAGCUCCACGGGCUUCCAGCUCAUCGCAGCCAUUCGCGGCAGCGGAAUCCACUUGUAGCAAACACUGCCACAGCUUCCAUCGUCACUAGUUGGAAGCAUUGUUGCGGCUUGAGUCAUGCGUUUGACAACCACCGGACCAGCAGGGGCUGGAGGGAUUUUGUUCCACUUCCUACGACGACGGUGGGGACUGCAAUGCUGAUGCUACUAUUGCUCACGUGCCGUAUGGCAACGACCAUGUCCGUGCUGGCAGUUCAGGCCGCGAAAUCAGGUCAGCCACCAAGCAACGACGCAGGGCUGUCUACAGGAUCCAGCAGCCCAGGACCGGUGGCUGCAGCUCAGAAGCAACGCCACCAGUGUGCCGUAUCGGAACACACAUGCAACAACGGACGUUGUGUGCCGCUGAACAAAUAUUGCAACAAUGUAAACGACUGCGGGGACGGAAGCGAUGAGCCGCGAUUCUGCACGAGAUGCAAUCGAACAUACUAUGGUAAUAUUGGUUUGACGUACGACUUGGAACUGCAUCGACCAAAAGAGGAUCGUAUUCCUUACGUUUGCAUUCUGACGUUCACUGCCGCUGGUGGAAAUCAUGGCGAUAUUGUGCAGGUCACACUCGAGAGUUUCACUUUGGGUAAGUUCGUUUCCUACACGGACAAUGGCUGUCCGGAUGGAUACCUACAAGUGGCAGAAGCGGCACGAACUCCGGUCGGGGGCAUGUGGUGCGGCACGACCUGGGGACCGGCGAUUUUCUAUAGUGAAACCCGGUCACUUAUUAUGACUGUUAAAUUGCUCAGACUAUCGCGGGAUCAAAGCGGAUACAAUUUUGACUUCCGGAUACAGUACAAAGUGUUAUCGCGGGACAGCGCCGUCGUCCGGUACGGCGGCAUCAAGCACGAACACAUUCCGCCCUGGACCAACGUUACCUACAUCCCCAAUUAUCCGAUAAUUGACGAUUUCACCAACUCGACGGCACACUCAGAGCAACAGUAUGGCAACUACGACAGCACCGGCACCAGCGGUGGCCAGCGCCAGCGUGGAACGGUCGAGUUAAGCUUCGAUAACUCAACCGGAAGAGGUUCGUCCGCCUACCCAUCGUCUUCGUACGGUCCCAGUCGAAGCGGAGGCGGCAGCAGUUCCAGCGGUGGUCUGUUCAACCAGAACCGAGAACGGCCGUAUUCAAUUAGGAAUCUUACUUCGCUGGCAUUCCCACCGAUGAAUGCCGGCCAGGAGAACUACACCGAACCCAAGUAUUACCUAGGUGACCUGAUGCCUGGAACGUACUGCUCCCGGAUAUUCACCAACUGUGAUAAGAAAGCCUGCCGGUUACAAUCGCCCAAUUUUCCGGGCGUCUAUCCGAGGAAUUUGACCUGCUACUUUGCGGUGCGACAGCACGAUGUCCCACCGGGCAAGCAUGCCUUCAUCGUCAUCAGCCAGCCGAAAGGGAACCUCGUGUGGAUUUCCAACGAUGCCUCGGCUGUUAUUGCCAGCGGUGGCGGCAGCGGAACAGGAGGUGGUGGCAGCGGCACGAGCAGCGAUAAGGAAAAGUACAAACCUCGGCUGCACACCUGGAACGAGUGCGACAGUGUGCAGGACAGUACGAAUCCCAAGUGGAAAUCGACGGACUAUAUCACCGUGUAUGAUGGCUACACAACCCGGGACCCCGUUAUUCUGAAACUGUGCGGUGGCGGUGAAGCCAUUCCACCAUCCAUCUCCAGCGGUCCAGAACUUUUGGUCGAAUUCACAACAUCCCCAUAUGGCACGUUUAGCAGUCCGGAAACCAGACGUCAUUCGCUGCACGGCUUUCAGCUCGAGGUCUCGGUGAAGUUCGUCGACCUCCAGAGUCCAACGUACGCGAAAAGCAAACGCAUCUGCGAAUUCUGGCUACGAGGUACCGGUCACGGGGUCCUGCAGAAUCCCCAGCACUCGUUAGCCCCGAACACCACCUGUCUCUAUCACUUGCAAGGUACUGAAGCACGAUCCCUGGAUGCGAUCAACAUUCCGCGCCGUUCGGGUGCUCUCUCCACUUCGCCAACACGGUUCAAGGUGUGGAUUUCGGUGAUGAAGUUCGAGCUGCAGCCCGAAUUCGGAGCAACGGAUGAGCAGCUGUUGCAGUACCAGACGAAGGAGGACUGUAGCGGAAUGCUGCGCAUUUGGGAUGGUCCCCUGCGGGAAGUUCCCAGCUGCAAAGAUGUUGACUGCGUAACAAUCGACAAGGAUGGUUACCAACGACCGACAAUUCGUUUUGGUCAGAACAGUACCAACGUGAUAGCACGGUUCUGCCGAGGGUCGAUCCCUCGCUCGUGUGACCAUGGGAUGCUGAACGUGACUAAUUCUCGGCCGUGCACGUUAACGGAAAGUUUUGUCUCGAGCAGCGACUUUGUAACGUUGGAACUUAAGACGACGGAAUCCACGGUGCUACGACCGCUGCAGUUUUCAUUGCGGUACGAAUUCGUCGACUUCUUGCAGGACGGUCAACCGAUCGGUAAGGAGAGCGACUGCAAUCGGCGUUUUCUAAGCAGUCAGUUGGACAAAAAGGGACCGCAUCCGGUGCGAAGUGUGCGUAACGUUUUCCUCUUCGGACGCGGUGGGGCAAAACAUUUACAUUGUGUAUAUCGAUUUGAGGCCCAACGAGGGGAACGAGUGCGGGUGGAAGUGGUGCGCGCGAUGACGGGCAAUCGAACCUGCGACUCACGCGUUGAUCCGGACAUCAGACGAUCCUACUGCUUUGGCAAUCACAGUGCCCGAAUAGAAAUUUUCGAACGACCUUGGCAUGAGUCAAUUUUGUUCCCGAGAGGCUGCAUUUGUAAUUCGACGAAUAAAUCGUUUCUACCAAUUGUAUUCACAUCCACCGGUCGGGAAGUGGAGAUUCAUUUUAUCGCCGAAAAUAUGACCAGCGGUGAUGAUCCGGAUUCGCUUAACUUUGAAGCGACGUUCGAGUUCGUCAAGGGACCACUGAUGUGUAAAGACGUGAGAAGAAAGAAUGCAAUCACGGGCGUGGUGAGUCUAUCCAGUGGAGAGAUGGAAUGCCGCAACCGACCAUGGCUGAUCGAACCUUCGCACGACAAAUAUCUGUACAUUCGCUUAAAGGGAUUAUUCCUGCGUAAAAACAAUCCAGCCGCUCCGAUGCGGUACAACGCUAGUCUUAGUACGGUAACUCCGAUCCGGUGCAAUACCAAAGCGCGUGUCGUAAUCACCAACAGUGAGGGGGUCUCCGUGACCGCAUGUCCUCUCCCGGACGACACAGCCCACCGUCACGUGGUGGAGGUGUUCAGUGCUGGUUGGUCUCGAACGCAUCCAUUCUUUGGACUGGAACCAUCGAAAGUAAUUUCUGUAGAAUUCCUUCAACCAGAUCAUGGCGAAUACUCAUUCAGCUGGCUUGAGUUGUCCAAGAGACCAUCUCCAAGUUACGCUAUCGUAGCUGAAGAAUGUCCGUACCAAUGUCCAGAUUUGAACGCCUGCGUAAAUGCUUCCAUCUGGUGUGACGGAAUCGAACAGUGUCCCUCGGGUGAAGAUGAAUCCUUCACCAACUGUUCAGCUCUUCUUCGACUACCCGCCGAAAUUCUAGCCGGCUUCAGUGUACUAUUGUUGCUGAUUUGCCUGGGACUGACCGCAUACUUGUAUCGAAAAAUCAAACGAAACUGCCGGCGGACAUCCGUUCUACAAACGCGCCUCAAAUCGCUCAGUUCGAUGGAUACGGCGGUGUUCGACGAAAAGGAAGUGAUUUGCUGA